Molecule: messenger RNA, 2472 nt
Organism: Coffea eugenioides
Lineage: Eukaryota; Viridiplantae; Streptophyta; Magnoliopsida; Gentianales; Rubiaceae
Product: E3 ubiquitin-protein ligase COP1-like
Exons: 13
Coding region: 156-2204 (682 amino acids)
Biological process (GO): proteasome-mediated ubiquitin-dependent protein catabolic process
Molecular function (GO): ubiquitin protein ligase activity; protein binding
Source: RefSeq, a predicted model, not a curated record
GGUGAAAACUGAAAGGAACACCAAGCUUUUUAAGCCCAGCAAAUUCUCCAGCUGCAAAAAUGGAGCCGAUGAUCAUCAAAACUGUUCAAGAUUGAAAGCCCAUUUGAGAGAAGUCUUAAAUUAGGGAGAAAAAAGUGACUGGGAACCUGGGGGGAAUGGAGGAGAGUUCAUCUGGGGCAGUUGUGCCGGCUGCAAAGGGGGAAACAAGGGACAAAAGGGCUGCAGCAGCGGCUGUCAGAGAGGUGGAUGAAGAGGAGAAGGAGAAAGAGAAGACAGAAGAAGAAGAAGGAGAGUUGUUGGAUAAGGAAUUGCUAUGCCCAAUAUGUAUGCAGAUAAUUAAGGAUGCAUUUUUGACUUCAUGUGGGCACAGUUUUUGCUAUAUGUGUAUAGUAACUCAUUUGCAGAACAAGAGUGAUUGCCCCUGUUGCUCUCAUUUUCUGACACCCUCUCAACUUUACCCCAAUUUCCUCCUCGAUAAGCUAUUGAAGAAGAGAUCUGCCGUAAAAAUUUCAAAAACUGCAUCCUGUGCAGAGCAGUUUCGACAAUCACUUGAGCAGGGUUGUGAAGUAUCCAUCAAGGAGCUGGAUACCCUAUUGACUCUGCUGGCAGAGAAAAAGAGAAAAUUAGAGCAGGAAGAAGCAGAGAGAAAUAUGCAAAUACUGCUGGAUUUCUUACAUAUCUUAAGGAAGCAAAAAGUUGACGAGCUUAACGAGAUACAAAAUGAUCUUCAGUAUAUUAAAGAAGACAUUAACGCAGUUGAGAGGCAUCGAAUAGAGCUGUACCGGGUAAGGGACAGGUUUUCACUGAAACUGCAGGUGUUAUCAGAUGAUUGCUUGGGUGUGAGAUCACGUUCUUCAUCCAUAGAUAGGACAAGCAGUGGACUUGUUUCCAGUUCUCGUAGUGCUCAUGGAGGAGCUACUGGGAGCUUUCAGUAUAAGAGAGGGGAUUCAAAAGCUCAAUUCAGCUCUCCUGCAAACCACAGGAAGGAUGCUUCUCUUAGUGGAUUAAAUACACAGCCUAUGAGUCAAUCGGGCCUAGCUGUAGUACGGAAAAAGCGAGUUCAUGCUCAGUUUAAUGAUUUACAGGAGUGUUACUUGCAAAAGAGAAGGCAAUUAGCCAAGCAGUUAUUUAAUCAAGAAGAGAAGGGUAGUACCAUCGCGCACAGAGAAGGUUAUAGCGCAGGUCUGGCAGAUUUUCAAACUGUACUCAGCACCUUCACGCGAUACAGUCGGUUAAGAGUGAUUGCAGAGUUAAGGCAUGGGGAUAUUUUUCACUCUGCCAAUGUUGCCAACAUUGUCUCAAGUAUAGAAUUUGAUCGGGAUGAUGAACUGUUUGCUACUGCUGGAGUUUCACGCCGAAUUAAAGUUUUUGACUUCUCUUCAAUCAUAAAUGAACCUGCAGAUGUGCACUGUCCUGUUGUAGAGAUGGCAACAAGGUCUAAGCUUAGCUGCUUGAGUUGGAACAAGUACACUAAAAAUCACAUAGCUAGUAGUGACUAUGAGGGAAUAGUGACUGUUUGGGAUGUGAUGACACGGCAGAGUAUCAUGGAAUAUGAAGAGCAUGAAAAACGGGCAUGGAGUGUUGACUUUUCGCGUACUGAACCCUCAAUGCUUGUAUCUGGAAGUGAUGAUUGUAAGGUCAAAGUCUGGUGCACAAAGCAGGAAGCUAGUGUUCUCAACAUUGACAUGAAGGCAAAUAUAUGCUGUGUAAAGUAUAAUCCUGGAUCGAGUGUUCAUGUUGCGGUUGGCUCUGCAGACCAUCACAUCCAUUAUUAUGAUUUGAGAAACACCAGCAACCCACUUCACAUAUUUAGUGGGCAUAAGAAAACCGUUUCAUAUGUGAAGUUUCUGUCCACCAAUGAGCUUGCUUCUGCAUCAACUGACAGCACCCUGCGGCUGUGGGAUGUGAAGGAAAAUUUGCCUGUUCGUACAUUGAGAGGGCAUACAAAUGAGAAGAACUUUGUGGGUCUCACAGUCAACAAUGAAUUUAUUGCUUGUGGUAGUGAAACAAAUGAAGUAUUCGUAUACCACAAGGCUAUUGCUAGACCUGUGACUUGGCACAAAUUUGGUUCUCCGGAAAUGGAUGAUGCUGAUGAAGAUGCAGGUUCUUACUUUAUUAGUGCAGUAUGUUGGAAGAGUGAUAGCCCGACCAUGUUAGCCGCUAACAGCCAAGGAACAAUUAAAGUGCUACUGCUAGCUGCAUGAGUGCGUGAAAUUAAUAUGUUUAUGUGUCCUCACGAAUACUAACAAUUUAUUACUUGUGAAAGUGUCAAUCAACUUGAUAUUUGAUCGGUGAGCUAUUGAUACCAAAAAUUGGUACCUGAUGCUUAGAAAGAAGUUGUACUAAAUAGUUGUUGUGACUCCAGAAUGAUACAAUUUUAGGUGUUUGGUCUUUUUAUCUAUUAUUUUCUCUUCAUCUAACAUCUUGUAGAUAGUUUGAAUAUAAAAGAAGUGGAAUUGCUCUUUUCUUUCA